CACUGGAAACGGGCACUUAACGCCCAAAAUCCAAUGGAUACUGUACUGAAAACACUCUCUGUUCAUAUUAACCUUCAAGGUGCAAGAAUUGUUGCUGAAACAACUCCUGGAAAAACUCGGGAAAUAGCUCUUCCGCAUCAUAAAGAAGAAGUUUCACAUAUUGCAGUAGAUGUUGGUGGGUCUUUAGCCAAAGUUGUCUAUAUUACAAAAGAUAUUGAAGGUGGGAGUCGGUUUAACUUCACUCGCUUUGAAACAAAGAAUAUUGAUGAAUGCAUUUCGUUUCUUUCAUUUUUGUGUCGGCAGUAUGAGCGUAGUAGGUUGGAAGGACCAGCUAUGUGUGUUAUGGCCACUGGAGGUGGUGCAUUUAAGUAUUAUGAUCGACUUCGAGAUGAAUUAGGAGUAGAAAUUAUUCGUGAAGAUGAGAUGGAAUGUUUGAUUGUUGGCUUGGACUUUUUUAUUACAGAAAUUUCAGAUGAAGUGUUUACAUAUUCUGAAAGUGGGCCGAUGAAAUUUUGUGAACCAUUGCCAAAUAUCUAUCCAUACCUUCUUUGUAAUAUUGGAAGUGGUGUAAGUAUGAUUAAAGUAUCAGGACCAGAAAAAUUUGAACGUAUUGGGGGAUCAUCGUUAGGUGGUGGAACCUUAUGGGGCUUGAUGUCUAUAUUAACAAAUGCAAAAACAUUUGAUGAAAUGUUAGAGAUGUCUAAAUCAGGAGACAAUACUGUUGUAGACAUGCUGGUUGGUGAUAUUUAUGGCACAAAUUAUGAAAAAAUGUCUUUAAAGUCAACAACUAUUGCAAGCACAUUCGGUAAAGUGUUUCAAAAAAAACUAACUAAAAAAUACGAUACGAUCCAAGAUUUUCAGUCAUGUUUUCGUUCAGAAGAUAUUGCUAAAAGCUUAUUAUACGCUAUUAGUAAUAACAUUGGACAAAUAGCAUAUUUGCAGGCUCGGAUUCAUGAACUUGAAACAAUUUAUUUUGGAGGAACAUACAUAAGAGGACAUCCUCUUACUAUGCAUACGCUCUCAUAUGCUAUACGUUUUUGGUCAGGAGGAACAAAAAAAGCUUAUUUUUUAAGACAUGAAGGAUAUUUAGGUGCUGUCGGUGCUUUUCUUAAGCAUCAACCUCGUAACUGGGGAAGACGGAGAGCCAGUCGGAUAAAUGGCGUGUCGUAAAUUAUAAAAUAUAUUAAAAUUUAAAUAUAAAUUAUCUAACUUUUAUUCAACUUCUUUUCUAUC
Molecule: messenger RNA, 1233 nt
Organism: Pneumocystis murina B123
Lineage: Eukaryota; Fungi; Ascomycota; Pneumocystomycetes; Pneumocystales; Pneumocystaceae
Product: pantothenate kinase
Exons: 8
Coding region: 34-1170 (378 amino acids)
Biological process (GO): coenzyme A biosynthetic process
Cellular component (GO): cytosol; nucleus
Molecular function (GO): pantothenate kinase activity; ATP binding
Source: RefSeq, a predicted model, not a curated record